Messenger RNA from Eufriesea mexicana, 4755 nucleotides. It is a transcript of the gene DCTN1-p150, whose product is annotated as dynactin subunit 1. Lineage: Eukaryota; Metazoa; Arthropoda; Insecta; Hymenoptera; Apidae. The transcript has 14 exons. Gene Ontology annotation, cellular component: spindle pole; microtubule associated complex; kinetochore. Gene Ontology annotation, biological process: establishment of mitotic spindle orientation; nuclear migration. The coding region runs from base 57 to 3992 and encodes 1311 amino acids. The record is from RefSeq and is a predicted model, not a curated record.
CUUAUUAGAAUAAAUGAACUUUAAAAAACUAGGUGUAAUAAUUUGUCACAGUUGAAAUGUCGUACAAAAUUGGACAGCGUGUCGAAGUUUCUAAUAAGGACUGUCAAGGAGUAAUUGCUUAUAUUGGUUAUCCGACUUUUGCUUCAGGAAAAUGGAUUGGAGUUAUACUUGACGAACCAAAAGGAAAAAACAAUGGAACUAUUAAGGGUCAAUCGUAUUUUAAAUGUGCUGAAAAUCAUGGAAUGUUUGUGCGACAGUCACAACUUAUUUUACUGGAUGAAACAGGUAAUAGGAUUGAACCUGCUAGUCCAUCCUCAGCAGGUAGUAGUGCUACUACACCAGAUGAAAGUAGUGCAGCACGUGCUAGAAGUCGAUUGAAUAGCAUAAGUACACGUCGAAGGAAUGAACCUACUGCAGUACGGAGAAAAACAUCUCCUGCCCAUACCAGGCAACAAUCUGACAAGCUAUCUGGUUCAAGAUUAUCAUUGGCGGGUAGUAGAACACUUUUAAGUGCUCCAAGUACAGAGAGUUUAUCUGGAUCACAACAUGAACGUAAAGAUGGAGGAGAAUCACUUAUACCAGCCCCAACAUCCACUAAGCGAGCUUCAUUUAUUGAGAAGUCCCCUAGCACGAGCUCGCCUCCCGGCAAAAAGCCAAAGGCCCAAGAUGAUCACAAUAAUACAGGUUUUGUAGAGACUCUGAAACCACAGUUUGUACCUGGCCAAGUAAUGGCAGGAUCUGCUGCAGCUGCAAAUGUAGUAGAAGAGAAAUUGUCACAAUUACAACUUCAACAAGAAAAUGAGAAUUUAAAAUCUCAGGUUCGGGACCUUACAGAAAAAGUAGAAACAUUACGAGUGAAAAGAAUGCAAGAUAAGGAAAGAAUGAAAGACUUUGAGAAAACAAAACUUCAACUUGAACAACUUAUUGAAUUCAAAACAAAAGUUAUGGAAAGCCAAGCUAGUCUGCAAAGAGAACUGCAACGCGCACGUCAAGAAGCAAGAGAAGCACACGCAGCUCGAGAACAGUUUCAAGAAGAAAUGACAGAUCUUGCAGAAACUGUAGAAAUGGCAGCAUUAGAUAAAGAAAUGGCUGAAGAGAAAGCUGAAACAUUACAAAUCGAAUUAGAACAAUUGAAAGAAAAAUUGGAAGAGCAAACACUAGAUCUAGAAAUAUUACGAACAGAAGUAUCUGAAAGGACAGUAGGAGGGGGAUCAACUGCUGGUGCUUCAAAUUAUGAAAUAAAACAAUUGGAACAACAAAAUAAUCGGUUACGAGAAACUCUAGUUAGAAUGCGGGAUCUUUCUGCACACGAGAAGCACGAAUUUCAAAAGCUUCAAAAGGAUUUAGAUCAAAAGAAGUCAGAAAUAUUAGAGUUGGGUCGUACGAAGGAAAAAUUAUCCACACGGGUAGAAGAAAUGGAACAUCAAAUAGCAGAUUUGCAGGAGCAAGUUGAUGCUGCGUUAGGUGCUGAAGAAAUGGUUGAAGUACUUGGCGAGAAGAAGAUGGCAUUAGAAGAGAAAGUUGCAGAAUUGGAAGAGGCUGUUGCAGACUUAGAAGCUUUACAAGACAUGUCUGAUCAACUUGCUGAAUCAUCGAAAGAAUUAGAAUUAGAAUUGCGGGAAGAAUUAGAUUUAGCGCUUGGAGCAGCACGUGAUGCUUACCAACAUCGAGAUGCAGCUUUAGAGACAUUAGCAGAUCGUGAACUUACAAUUACGAAGUUUCGUGAACUCACUCAUCAAUUACAGGAGCAGUGUUUGCAAUUACAGCAACGUGUACAAUCAACUGAAACUUCUAAAUUUGGUAUAGCAGGCACAGAGCAACAAUUAGCGGAGAUUUUAGAUUUCCAAAAAACUUUUGCUGAAACCCGUGCACAAACAAAAGCUGUUGAUCUUGAAUUACGAAGAUUAGAAGCUGAAGAAGCUCGAAAUCAUGUGAAAUAUUUAUUAUCUUUUAUGCCUCCUGCAUUUUUAGCACGUGGUGGAGAUCAUGAUGCUAUUCUAACACUUCUUCUUAUACCAAGGAUGAUGCAAAAAACAGAAAUACUUAUAUCACAAGUACGAGAAAAAUAUAGAUCAUUAGAUAAAGUGGACAGACUAGCUAUUUUAAAGGGUCACUCAGUAGCACAAUAUACCUUCAGAUCGCGUCUUUGUUCAUACAUGUAUGCAUUGCAAACGUUCCUCGGUUGUUUUGAAUCUGCAUUGAAUGUAUGUUCUCCUGAAAUGUUACUCAAAGCUGGAGCAGUUUAUCCAGAAAUGGCUGCACAAGAAAAAUCUUUAGAUUGUUUGAUAGAUUUGGCUAAAAAAGAUCAAUUAGACGAGAAUCUACCAAUGGAUGCUAUUGAGAAAUGUUGUGGAUACUUUUGUACUAUGUUUUCUGUAUUAUUUGGGGAAACUAUUAAUCACGCCCGCUUGAUAGUUAAUGGCACGAGAAUGUUAGAAAGCUCUUGUGAUGCUAUUACAACGGAUGCCGCGGCAAUUAAAACUUUAAUUCAGGGAGACAGUGGUGAUAUAGGUCUUCUGUGUCAACAUGCGGAAACAACAUGUGAAGUAAUUCAGCAACACUUAAAGUCGGCCAGAAGACGUGUAUUGACAGAUCAUGCAACCGCAAUUCAUGUCGCAGAAUCUAACUUAGGACUGGAUAAAGACUGUAGCGAACAACUUUUUGCAUGUUACAAACAUGCUAUGAAAAUGAUGAAAACUUUGCAAACUGUGCUGAAAAAUGCUGUGCAAGCAAUUAUCGCCAAUGGUGAUGUAGAUACAGGACUUAGUGCAGAUAAAUUGAAAGAAAUGACUUCUAUAUCAUGUGAGAAGAUUUACGAUACUGAAGAUGUCGGACCUGUAGCUACGAUUAAAGGAAGUUUGUCAAGAAUUCAGCAGUUAGCAGCUAGUUUAGCACAAAAAAUGGCAGAAUGUGAAAAUGAGCUACAAAUAAGUGGACAGUUAUUACACCAACGAGGACAAAGUACGGAAAAUGAGUCUUUACAGCCUAUUAAAGUAAGAGCACAAGCAGCAAAGAAAGAAGCUGAAGAAAUUAAAAUACUCAGUAGAAAAUUAGAAGCUAGAGAUAGCGAUAUACUCGAAGCAAGAUUAGCUCUUCGAGAAAAACAAGAAGAAUUAAGUGAAAUGAUUUUGAGGAAGGAUGUUGUGGAGAAAAAGCUUGCAACUCAACAACACGAACAUGAAUUAAAUGUAGAAAAACUGAAAAGAAAAUUAGAAGUAGCAUUGAAUCAAUUAAAACGAAAGGAAAAAGAAUUUGAGGAAACGUUGGAUCAUCUUCAAACAGAUAUUGAUAGUUUGGAAAUUGAAAAGGGUCAGUUAAAAGAAAAAUUAAAAUCUGUUGGAAAGAAGACGAUGAUGUCUGCGUCUGGAGCCGAUAAUAUAUCUGGUAGUGUUACAACAUCUAAAAUUCAGACAAUGGACAAUCAAUUUUUGAUACAAGAAAUAACGGCUCUAAAGGAAGCAUUGAAUAAUGAAAACCAACAGAAAAAGAAAUUAAUGUCCGAUAUAUUACGUCAGAAGUUAGAAAGUUUGGAUCCAAUAAUUCCACAAUUAAAACAGGGAAAAAUUAAUAUGAAAAUAGAGGAGUUAAAACAAAAAACUGAUGAUCUUACUAAAGACAUUAAACAAGUCAUGACAUUCCCUAUCGUUCCUGAUUUAAGGCGUAAUAAGGCACGCGAUUUGGAAGGUCCACCGUUAGACAAAGCAAUGCCAGCUUACCAACUGUUACAACGACAGAUAGUUAUGAAUGUAUUAAAAGAGCGUGCUGAUCAAUUAAUUAAUGAAGUUCUUGAAGAAGUUAUACAGAAAACAGUAGGUGGAAUGGCUGAAGCCAAUUUCGCAGUAUUCCCAAAUCGUGAAAUGGCUGCAGCAAUGCAGAAAAGUCAAUUGCUUGCUGCAGAAAUCGCAAUUCCUCAUGAAGGUCAAGAACAAGUUUUUACUGUAAAUGUAGGAACACAGGAACUUAGGAAAAUUCAUACUUUGCUGUGCUACUAAUUUUCAUUUGCUAAUCUUUAGUACUAUAUAUCAACGUGGCAGAAUAUGCUACCACAAAAGCAGUGGUAAGUGCAAUAUAUUUGUAAAUUUUAAUUUGUAGUCUUUGCUUCUUGAACACUUAUGCAUAAGUUGUGAUAGCCAAUAAUGUUUUCUUACAUUUAUAUACAUAAUUAAUCUAUUUUAUAUGUACGAAAGAACUAAUAAUUGAUUUUUUAUAUCUGACAAAAGGAACAGAUUAAAUCUAAUGAUAACAUAAUUUUGGAGCGUGCGACUUUUAUUUAUUUUUGAAUUGACUACAGCACGAUGACUGGUGCAUUGUAGCUGGUAGUCUGCAGCAUUUUGUUAUCUUAUAAACUCAAAUAUUAUUACUAUUAACAAUUUGAACGAUAAAAUUAUGUGCCUCUAUGGCUUCUGUAUAAUAUCUUUUAAGAAUCGUCAAAUAUAUGACUUAAAAAUAUUUACAUAAAUAUUCUUUACAUAUCCCAUGUGUCAAGAAUAUCGCAACACAGUGUCGGGAGCAAGUAUAUCUUAUAUAAUAGGGAAAUAGAGACUAUAAUACAAUGUUUCACUUUUUAUUUAUAGCGAUAAAAAGAGCAAUAAAUUGUUGAUGAUUUUUCAUUAUUUAUGAAAUAACGUAUGUCGCAAUUACUGUCAAUUUUAUUAUACAUACACACGUGUGUGUAUGUAUACAUAUGUAUAUAAAGCAUUAUCUGUAUACAGAAUGUCUUAUGAGGUACUUAAUGAACUUCCUUCAUAUGUUCAC